AUGGAGUUCAUCUCUUUGUUUUACCUUCUAGCAACCUUAACAUCCUCACUCUUCAUCGUAAAAUUUAUCCGAUAUGGUUCAAUAUUCAAGAGCCACAUACUGGGCUGCCCGUGCGUGAUGGUCUCAAGCCCGGAGGCUGCAAAGAUGGUCCUCGUCUCAAAAGCCCAUCUCUUCAAGCCCACAUUCCCGGCUAGCAAAGAGAGAAUGCUCGGCAAACAAGCGAUAUUUUUCCAUCAAGGGGAUUAUCACGCCAAGCUCCGAAAGCUCGUUUUGCGCGCUUUCAUGCCCGAGUCCAUCAAAGCCAUGAUCCCGAACAUCGAGUCCAUUGCCCUUUGCUCCUUGGAGUCUUGGGAGGAUAGACUAAUCACCACUUAUCAAGAAAUGAAGACAAUUCUUUACCGGGAGAAUCUCAAGAAGUGCUAUCACGAGGUCGAAAAAGGUUACAACUCGAUGGCGGUUAACUUGCCGGGCACGCUUUUCCACAAGGCAAUGAAGGCUCGUAAAGAGUUGGCGAAAAUGCUCGCCAAUAUUAUAACCGUAAGGAGAGAAAUGAAGCAGAGCUAUAACGAUUUGCUCGGGUCCUUCAUGGAGGAUAACGAGGGUUUGUCGGACGAGCAAAUUGCCGAUAAUAUUAUCGGUGUUAUUUUCGCGGCACGCGAUACUACAGCUAGUGUUCUCACUUGGAUUUUGAAGUUCUUGGCCGAAAAUCCAAGCAUCUUGGAAGCCGUCACGGCUUUGAUAAGAUCAAAGGAGGAGUGUGGGGAGAGCAAGGGCUUGACCUGGGCAGACACAAAGAGAAUGCCUAAAACAGUUAGGGUUAUUCAAGAAACUCUAAGAGUUGCCUCAAUUUUGUCCUUUACUUUCAGAGAGGCUGUUGAAGAUGUUGAGUUUGAUGGAUAUCUUAUUCCAAAAGGAUGGAAAGUGUUGCCACUCUUUAGGAACAUUCACCAUAACCCAAAUCAUUUCUUGGAGCCUGCAAAAUUUGAUCCUUCAAGAUUUGAGGUGGCACCUAAGCCCAAUACCUUCAUGCCAUUUGGCAACGGGUCCCACGCGUGCCCUGGGAAUGAGCUUGCCAAGCUGGAGAUCCUGGUUCUUUUGCAUCAUCUGACCACAAAGUGGACUGUAGUGGGCCCACAAGAUGGCAUUCAGUAUGGGCCUUUUGCCCUUCCACAAAAUGGCCUGCCCAUUGAGCUAACUCUCAAAGUAUAG
Molecule: messenger RNA, 1209 nt
Organism: Striga asiatica
Lineage: Eukaryota; Viridiplantae; Streptophyta; Magnoliopsida; Lamiales; Orobanchaceae
Source: the annotation of a GenBank genome assembly